AUGGCUCAUCGCGGAGGAGGAGGAGAUCAGGAGCUGAAACUGACGGAGGAGAUCGGCAAAUCCCUAAAAGAAGGGGAGAGGAUUCUAGCGCCAACCCGGAGACCCGACGGCACGCUCCGCAAACCCAUCCGCAUUCGGGCCGGGUAUGUGCCCCAGGAAGAAGUCGCCCUCUACCAAUCCAAAGGUGCCUUGUGGAAAAAGGAGAUGUCCUCACAGGCAGGGCCACCGGGUUUUGAUGAUACUACUCCCGUCGUGGCCGAUGCGAAACCCAAGACCAAGUCUGUAAAAAGGAAUGAAAGAAAGAAGGAGAAGCGGCUGCAGGCUGCUCUUGAGAAGGAGAAAACCUCAGAAGAAGCGGAAACUGGGGAUACUAAGGAAGAAGAGCCACCUGCUCAAGGUGUAGGUCAUGCAUCAACAUCAGUCCAGUCAUUGACAUCUCAGAUGAACGAGCUUGGUGUUUCUUCUAAUUCUGCUUUAGUUACCCCUUCCUCUGACUCAAUAGAGGAUUCAAAUCUAGGAGCUCCAGUUCAAGAUAUCGAUAAAAAAAUCCGAGCACUUAAAAAAAAGAUUCGACUUGCAGAAGCGCAGCAGCAGAAAACUCAGCAGAAAGAUAGUAAGCCAGAGCAGUUGGAAAAGUUAACGAAACUGGAAGGAUGGCGUCAGGAGUUAAAGCUUUUGGAAGAUAAAAAGAAAGCUGAAUCAUGAAUGAGGGUUUG
Molecule: messenger RNA, 716 nt
Organism: Fragaria vesca subsp. vesca
Lineage: Eukaryota; Viridiplantae; Streptophyta; Magnoliopsida; Rosales; Rosaceae
Product: partner of Y14 and mago-like
Exons: 4
Coding region: 1-705 (234 amino acids)
Biological process (GO): exon-exon junction complex disassembly
Cellular component (GO): cytoplasm; exon-exon junction complex
Molecular function (GO): RNA binding
Source: RefSeq, a predicted model, not a curated record